ACUUCAAAGUCCAACGCCAAACUUUUAGCAAGAUAUACACUUACCCCUUCAUCAUACAACCUGGUACAAAAACUGAAAAAGAUGAAGCCUUUUCUGAACAAGCUUUACUCUAUCGUUUCUAAGGAUAAAUUGGAGCCCUCUUCAGAAGAUAUUCAACCGACCAUUAGAGAUUAUAUCCAGCAGUCCAAAGAAGCCGACAAACUUGGCCUUUUCAGUUCUGGUGACGUUGGUCACUUAGCCAAGUACAGCAGCUCUAAGUCUGGAGAAGACGAUGAACAAGAAAAGGGAAGCUCAUCUACAUACAGUGACCACGUGGUGUCUGGCUGCGAUGGUCAGCACAAACAUCUGUCAGAGGUUGGGCAUGGCGACAGCGACGCCGAAUACAAUGGUUGGGAGAAAAGCGACGAAGGCUAUGGCAGCAAAUACUCUAAUGGAAACGAUGCUACUGAAACUGAGGGACGACUUAUUAGCAGCGAGGGAGAUUAUUCUGAUAGUGAAGAAGUUUACCAUAAAGACAAAGGUGGCGAUUACGAACGCGGAGAAACAGAAGAAUCCUAUAGUAAGAGUGGUUAUUACAGCAAAGGUGAUGACUACGGUACAAAAGAGAGCCAUUACAGUCAAGAUGGUGACUACGAUAGCAACAAAGAUGAUGAAUAUGUCAGAGAAUGGUAUAAAGGGAACGACUGUUAUAGCAGCUCCAAGUAUAGCAAUGACGAUGAUAGCGAAGAUAAUGAUGAAAGCAAAGGAGGCUAUUAUAGCAAGGGAGAAUAUCACGAUAGCAAAACUGGAUCUUAUCACAAGGGAGAUGAUUACGAAAGCGAACGUGGCUCCUACGGCAAGGGAGGUGAUUAUGAAAGCAAAGGUAGUUCCAAUAGCAAGGGAGAUGACAAUGAUAGUGAAAGUGGCUCCUACGGCAAGGGACAUGACUAUGAAAGCGAAAGUGGCUACUACAGCAAGGGAGGUGAUUACGAUAGCAAAAGUGGCUCCUACGGCAAGGGAGAUGACUAUGAUAGUGAAAGUGGCUCCUACGGCAAGGGAGGUGGUUACGAUGACAAAAGUGGCUCCUACAGCAAGGGAGGUGAUUACGAUAGCAAAAGUGACUCCUACGGCAAGGGAGAUGACUACGAUAGUAAAAGUGGCUCCUACGGCAAGGGAGGUGAUUACGAUAGCAAAAGUGGCUCCUAUGGCAAGGGAGAUGAUUACGAAAGCGAAAGUGGCUCAUACGGCAAGGGAGGUGAUUAUGAAAGCAAAGGUAGUUCCAAUAGCAAGGGAGAUGACUAUGAUAGUGAAAGUGGCUCAUACGACAAGGGAGAUGAUAACGAUGACAAAAGUGGCUACUACAGCAAGGGAGGUGAUUACGAUAGCAAAAGUGGCUCCUACGGCAAGGGAGGUGACUACGAUAGCAAAAGUGGCUCCUACGGCAAGGGAAGUGAUUACGAAAGCGAAAGUGGCUCCUACAGCAAGGGAGGUGAUUAUGAUAGCAAAGGUAGAUCAAAUAGCAAGGGAGAUGACUAUGAUAGUGAAAGUGGCUCAUACGACAAGGGAGGUGAUUACGAUGACAAAAGUGGCUCCUUUAGCAAGGGAGGUGAUUACGAUAGCAAAAGUGACUCCUACGGCAAGGGAGGUGACUACGAUAGCAAAAGUGGCUCCUACGGCAAGGGAAGUGAUUACGAUAGCAAAAGUGGCUCCUAUGGCAAGGGAGAUGAUUACGAAAGCGAAAGUGGCUCCUACAGCAAGGGAGGUGAUUAUGAUAGCAAAGGUAGAUCAAAUAGCAAGGGAGAUGACUAUGAUAGUGAAAGUGGCUCAUACGACAAGGGAGAUGACUACAAUAGCAAAAGUGACUCCUACGGCAAGGGAGGUGAUUACGAUGACAAAAGUGACUCCUACGGCAAGGGAGGUGAUUACGAUGACAAAAGUGGCUCCUACAGCAAGGGAGGUGAUUACGAUAGCAAAAGUGGCUCCUACGGCAAGGGAGAUGAUUACAAUAGCAAAAGUGACUCCUACGAAAAGGGAGAUGAUUACGAUAGCAAAAGUGGCUCCUACGGCAAGGGAGAUGAUUACGAAAGCGAAAGUGGCUCCUACGGCAAGGGAGGUGAUUAUGAUAGCAAAGGUAUAUCAAAUAGCAAGGGAGAUGACUAUGAUAGUGAAAGUGGCUCCUACGGCAAGGGAGGUGAUUACGAUGGCAAAAGUGGCUCAUAUGGCAAGGGAGUUGAUUAUGAUAGUAAAAGUGACUCCUACGGCAAGGGAGGUGACUACGAUGGCAAAAGUGGCUCAUAUGGCAAGGGAGUUGAUUAUGAUAGUAAAAGUGACUCCUACGGCAAGGGAGGUGACUACGAUGGCAAAAGUGGCUCAUAUGGCAAGGGAGUUGAUUAUGAUAGUAAAAGUGACUCCUACGGCAAGGGAGGUGAUUACGAUGGCAAAAGUGGCUCAUAUGGCAAGGGAGUUGAUUAUGAUAGUAAAAGCGGCUCCUACGGCAAGGGAGGUGAUUACGAUAGCAAAAGUGGCUCCUACGGCAAGGGAAGUGAUUAUGAUAGUAAAGGUGGAUCCUAUAGCAAGGGAGAUGAUUACGAAAGUACGGGAGAUGAUCAAGAAAGCAAAGGGGGCUAUUAUAGCAAGGAAGACUAUUACGACAUCAAAGGCUCCCACAAAAAAGUUAGUGACGAAGAGAACAAGGAAGAAAUCGAAAGUGGCUCUUCUAGCAAGGGAGACUAUUUCAACAAAGGAGAGGAAGACGAUAGCAAAUUUAGCUUUUCUAGCGAAGGGAGUGAUUAUGCUGGUAAAGGAGGCUACUUUAGCAAGGGAGAUGAUCACGACAUUAAAGGUGACUCCUACAGUGAUGAUGAUGAUGAUGGUAAGAGUGGCUAUUCUACUAAAGGAAACGAUGAUGAUGAUGUCACCGGAGGCUAUUUUCAUAAAGAGGGUUAUGAGAGCCAAGGGAGCGAGUAUGACAGCAAGUGGUUAGAAGGUGACGGACCUCAUGACUAUGAAGUAGGUGAAUGGAGCAAAGACGACGAAGACGCUGAGCGCCACGGAGAGUCCAAAGGCAGUGAAACGAAUCACGGAGGAUGCCAUCACAAUGGCGAAGAAGGCCACGACAGUAGCGAAGAAAGCGAGGGGGGUUCCCUAGAAGACUACGACGAAGCUAGCGAAUAUGGCGAGCAUGGUGAUGGCUUCAGCGAUGACUCUUACGAACACAAGACUGAGCUCUCUUCCGGCAAAGGCAUUUCCGAGAAAGGCAGCGAUGAUCCCUACGACGACAACGAAUCAGAAAAGGGAAAGAACUUUGGCUUCGAGGCUUCAAGUCCAGAAGAAGGCGGAUCUAAAAGCAAGGACGGGAAAAAAGAAGACGUUUUUGAUGACAAGGCUUCCAAAGGCGAAGGCAAAAUUUUCAGCAAAAAUGAAGGAAAGGAUGAGACAAACACAUUUGGUCUCAAAGACGACAAAAAGCCAAAAGUGUUUGAAAAUAAAGGCUUUGAUGUUUUUGGAAAGGAAUUCAAAACAGGAGAAAGCAGCAGCGAAGAGAAGCUUGAGAAGAAGGUCAGCCCCAAAGAAGAAAGCAUGUUGGAUCCACAUACGUUCUCGUUUCUUAGCAAGUACUCCAUCAGCCGAAAGGUUAGAUCUGCAGACUUAAAGGGAAACGCUGCCGUAGCCGGAGCGAACGGCUUCAAAUCUGGCAACCUAAAAGGAAACAAAAACUUCAACUCCGCAGGGGGGCCCAAUGAUGCUGGGGUAAUAACAAUAAACGCUGGUGCUAACAGACUGAAUAUCUUCGUGGACAAAGAAUCCCAGGGAAAGCAAAAAGGGAAAAAUUUGGCUGCUGGAAAGCAAGAAGGCGAUUUGAUCUUCGCUACAGCCAACGAUGGCAGCUUUGAGGGCAAACUUACAGGGCAAAAUGCGGGGUUCAGUGGAUUUGAUCAAAGCGGAACUGUCGGCUUAGAAGGCAAAAAUGAUUACUUUGAUCCAAAUUUUCGAUAUCACCCUAAGAAUAUUGGAAUUGGCGGGAAACUAUUUGGCGAGAACAGGGACUUGAAAGGAGCAGAUGCCGAUGACUCUGGGGACUAUUAUUCUACUGAGUUGGAGGGGGAGGCUGAAAAUGAGAAUAAAGACAAUGGCAAAUGGCUCGGAGCUGGAGCUGGUACAAACAAUGGUUUCUUUGGAGGCUAUGGUAAAAAUCUUGCACCUGGAAAUGGUGACGGUGCAAGAUAUGGUGGGGGAUUUGAUAAAUGGAAAAACAGUGGCGGCGAUGGCAACGGAAAAAAAUUUGGCGGUGGAUACGCCGAUGGCGGUGACUACGAUGGUAGAUAUGGCAACUGGAAGAACUACGGUGGUGAUGGUAGUGGAAAAAAUCUAGGCGGUGGAUACGCCGAUGGUGGUGACUACGAUGGUGAAUAUGGCGAUGGAAAGAACUACGGAGGUGUAAAAAAUCAAGACGCCGUUGAUUACGAUGGAGGAAACGGAAAAGGUGGAUUCGGCAAAGGAUGGGAGGAUUAUUACGGCGGCGGAAACGGAGCAGGCAAGGACUCUAAUGGUCAAGGCUGGAAAAUCAGCGGCCGAGGAAACAAAUUCAAUGGCGGCAAUCCAGAGUACGAAUAUGAAACGGAAUAUAGCGUGGAAGACGGCAGAGGAGGAGAUUACAACGAUGACGGGGGCGAUCACAGUGACUACGGAUUUAAUCACAAACAUGUCGGCUGUCAUAAGAACAUAGACAACGUGUUUCACAAAGCUUUAGGCCUGGGCGGAAAGAACGGCUACGGUGGCAAUGGAAAAAACCUAGGCGGUGGAUACGCCGAUGGAGGUGACUACGACGGAAAUGGAAAGAAUGACGACGCUGGUGAUGACGACAACAAUGGUUAUGACGACAGUUUGGGGAAAUUCGGACAAGGAGUUGGAACAGGAUUUGUUAAAGAUGGGGCCGGAAAUGGAUUCGGAAAGGGCCGAAGUUGGGGAGCUGGACAUGGAGGCUGGGAUGAUUACGAAGGAGGGUUCGGAAAGGGUGGAAAGCUAGUAGGCGGCAAUGAUGGUAGAUUCGGAAAAAAUGGGAACAGCGGUAGAGUAGGAACAGGAGGACAAUUUGGCGCAGGCUAUGGUAAAGAUGAUUACGAUGGUGGAUUCGGAAAAGGAAGAAAUUUUGGUGGCGGAUAUGGAAACUGGGAUGACUAUGAUGGUGGAUCCGGGAAAGGAGGCUACGGUGGUGGAGUUGGAAAAGGAGGACGUUUUGGAGGUGGGUAUGGUAACGGAGACGACUACGAUGGUGGACUAGGAAAAGGAGGACAUUUUGGCGCAGGGUAUGGUAAUGGAGAUGAUUAUGAUAGUGGAUUCGGAAAAGAUGGCAACGGGGGUGGAUUAGGAAAAGGAGGACAUUUUGGGGACGACUAUGAUGGUGGCAAUGAUAACGACAAUUACGGUGGCAGAACACACGGAGAUAUCUAUUUACGCAACAGGAAAGGCUUAGACAUCAACAACAAACACAUUUCUAAUGAUUUUAAAGCACUCGUUGGAAAAAUCACCAAUGGCAUUGUAGCUAAAGCUAGAAACACUGGACUCUUAGGGGAUCUAUCGCUUCCUAGAGCGUCUGUUAAUCAUCAUGUACAGAAACGAUCUGAUCCUGUUUCCAGCGAAAACUUCUACAAGUCCAAAGAAUACGACGGUGCCCGUAGCGCAAGCGCUUUCAAAUCAUGGAGCGCGAAUCAGGACUCAUCAUCUUUGGAUCAAAACGCUGCUAAGAAACCCGAAGUGUUUUCACCAAAUGAAGGAGUUAAAUUGAACAGUGAUUCAUCCACGGCGUUAAAGAAUAAAUCACCCUCCGCUGAAAAGAGCCCAAACCUGCCGAACAAUGGCAAGAAAGUCAUUUUCAAUCUUUAUGACGAGUCCCCCAACUCUGGCAGCUUCUCAAGUUAUGAAGACAACAACUUGAUCAACCAAACGCCCAUCUGGCCAACUUCUGACACCAGUGGCGGCUCCAUGCCCUCGGACAAAUCUGAAUCUCAGCCGACAACGGACAAUCAAGAGGAGAAAACUUUCACGAAAUGCGAAGCUGUGGGCAAAUGGAAGAAGCACAAAGGAAUGGACGCUUGGUGCUUGGACAACUGCAACCAAGGCUACUGUCCACCCACCCAUUGCACAUGUUUGUGACACUAAUGCAAAGAUCUAGUAUCUUUGUUAAACUAAUGAUACGAGCUUAAUACUUAGAGCUGUAUAUUAUGUAUAUAGACUAUAAGGCUACAAAUGGUAUAUGCCCACAGACGCUUGCAUUCCAUGUUUUGUUUGUUAUAAAUGUUUAUGUUAGAUGUAACAGACAUGUAAACAUUGCGUGCAGAUGUACAUGCAUGUAUAUAAGAGUGUGUACGUGUUUACAUCUUAUUGAAUGUGCUGUAUUUAGGUGAACAUUUUCUUGAAUAUUAGUGUUUUCUUGGCAGAUGUACUUGUAAAGUAAGACUUCUCUUUAAUUGAAAUGAGAAUUACCAGAGGUGCCUCAUGAAUGAAGGCAGUAGUGUGAAUAAUAAAUGGUAUGACUUCUUCCAAGCCCCCCCUCCCUUUUUCCUUUUCAGUUUCAAAUGGUCCCAGUGCUCUACACUCAGCAGUAUCAGAUGUUGAAUGUUGGUGACCUUGCCUAACUUUGACCUUGUUUCAAAACUGAAAUCUCCGUAUCCUCUGCUUUUUAUCUCAUAUCCAAGGUCACUAUAACAGUCGGUAUUCUGCGUCGUGGCAGAUUAUCAAAUGAUUUCAUUUCUUCCUUUCUUGAUGCUUUUUUUUUAUCUGAACCUGCUCAAACUACAAAGUGGCUGGGAAAAUUGCAAUAACAUUCUGGACAUUGUUCACGACAAUUAUCUCAUUCCAAGCUAAUGAUUAAGUAAUGUGUUUGAUUCUCUGGUUCCAGCACACGUGAAUUGUAUUGUCUAACCACUUUCAAAUGUUGACUAUAAUGCUAUUGGACAGUGUUUGACUCUUUUAAUUCUAUAUUGUUACGAUUAGAGAGUGUGUUUCUUUGUCUUGGUGUAAAUGUCUUCUGUCUGUAAAUACCACACAGUAUUAUGCAUUCUGUAAAUAGUCGCUUUGCUUAAUGUUUCAAGAGAGAAGAUAUUUGGAAAGCUGCUUUCGUGAAUACGCCAUAUUGAAAUGCAAUAAUUGUACAAUUAUUUGCUUUGUAAAUAAAUAAAUAAAUAUCUGCUUCA
This is a messenger RNA of Biomphalaria glabrata, 7172 nucleotides long. Its product is annotated as hornerin-like. NCBI's taxonomy places the organism in Eukaryota, Metazoa, Mollusca, Gastropoda, Planorbidae. The record is from RefSeq and is a predicted model, not a curated record. The coding region runs from base 82 to 6132 and encodes 2016 amino acids. The transcript has a single exon.